This is a messenger RNA of Oryzias latipes (Japanese medaka), 9297 nucleotides long. It is a transcript of the gene nsd3, whose product is annotated as nuclear receptor binding SET domain protein 3. The record is from RefSeq and is a predicted model, not a curated record. Gene Ontology annotation, molecular function: protein binding; histone methyltransferase activity. Gene Ontology annotation, cellular component: nucleus. NCBI's taxonomy places the organism in Eukaryota, Metazoa, Chordata, Actinopteri, Beloniformes, Adrianichthyidae.
AGGUCACUUUUUUUUUACACAUCUUUCCAGCUGCAGAUCAGGCAAGCAGAUCUGUAAAAGCUAAUGAGUGACGCAGCUGUAGACGUAGCUACUGUAUUUGUCUGGGGUGUCACCUAAAAUAGAUCGAAAUAAUUAUUGAAAGAUCGUUUAAUUAUUCUUGUUUAAGUAUUAGCAAAGUAUUGAGGUAUUUUUUCAAAAUCAUACCCGGUUUAUUUUUCCUUCCCCCAGUGUUUUUUUAAUUAAUAUUCUUUAAGUGCUCCUAAUGCCGCUCUGCUGCCCGUCUCGUUUUCUUUCUUGUUUUCCUGUUGAAGUUUUUGCGCUGUGAACUACACAUCCCGGAGUGCCUCUGUUGACCCCUGCAGCUCAUUUUGGCGCUGAUCUGAGAGGAGCGCGAGGGCCUAAAAAACGAGCAGAGCGAAACCAAAAGACGAGGAAGCUGGAGGCGAACAUUCACGAGACAGGAAGGGACGGAGAUAGGAAGGGUGCAGACUAAUUGCUGGGGUUCUCAUAUUGACGGAGAGCCAGGCUGUCGGAUUGGGUAGUGACCCGAUAGCGUAACACUCCCCCCUUCUUCGUCGUCGUCCUCCCCCUCUGUUGAGAAUUGCGUUAAAUCGAAAAGGAAAGGCCUAGGCUUUGUCAACAUUACAGGAUAUACACCAUUUAUUUUUUUUAUUUUUAUUCCCAUCCCUUGUCUAUAGAUUAAACGAGGAUCCGUCGCUGGCUGGUGUAUGUGCUUAGAAUGGGACACGCUGAAGGUCCAGUCAAAGAAAAAGACAGUUAAGGAUGCAGGAGCCCAACAAUGGAUUUCUCCUUCUCUUUCAUGCAAGGGAUCAUGGGAAAUACAAUUCAGCAACCCCCUCAGCUCAUUGACUCAGCCAACAUCAGACAGGACGGCACCUGUGACACCGGCAGUGACCCGGGUGAGGAUUCUGGUCCCUCCUACGAUGCUUCCUUGGAUGCAGAGUUCCCGUAUCCUCCGUCGGCCUCGGAGGUCAUGCCGCAGCUUCCCAAUGGCUACCCGCCGAGUCUGGGCUUGUACGAACCACAAACCAAGUUCAUGUACUCUCAGUUCCCCAACGGUUCUGCUAAUGGCUACGGAGCCCUUCGGAGCUACGGGGAACACGGCCUUCUGCCAGGGGAGGGGACGGUCCUGAGGGGCCCCGGCCUCCAGGAGAGACCCCUUUCUCCUGUGUCUCCUCCGCUCCCCACACAUCACCCACACCUCCAUCCUCACCACCUCCAUCCCCAUCAUCACUCCUUCCAGUCCAACCCGCCCCAUAUACAGACCCACUCUCACCCCCACAGUCCUCCACCGCUGCCUUUACCCUCGCAGCAUCACCUGCUACAGACGCCUCACAUCAUGACCCACAACCUCCCGCCUCCUCCCCCUUUACACCUUCCCUCUUCGAGCCCCCCUCCCUCCCUCGUGGACAGCACCCCUUCUUCCCAGCCGGCACAUAUCCCAUCUAACACCCCCGGUGGGGUGUUGAAGAAAACCAGCUCUCCUGAGAUUAAACUGAAAAUCAUCAAAACAUAUCAGAAUGGAAAAGAGCUGUUUGAAUCUGCGCUGUGUGGAGAUCUGCAGGAGCUGCAGAAGGAGUCUCAGAAGAACGAGGCGGUUCUGAAGCAGCGACGACACGAGAGGAAGAAGGAGAAGAGGAAAAGGAGUGCGAGACUGCAAGCCCAGGAACUGAAGCAGGAUCCGAGCCCAGCGCCGCCAGGUACGACCGAGCAACCCGAGGAGGAACAAGUCCAGCUCCAGCAGAAAGAAACUCCUCUGAUCCAGACAGAGAAGCCUCAGAAGACCGUCAUCGAAACAGAACCAAAGACGCCAAAGGUUUCAAAGGUCCAUCAUCCAUCAGUGAUCCAAGAGACAGGCAUUUGUAAGGAGUUUGUCAUUGGAGACCUGGUGUGGUCUAAGGUCGGCACAUACCCCUGGUGGCCCUGCAUGGUCUCCUCAGAUCCACAGAUGAAGGUCCACACUCGCAUCAACACCAGAGGUCACCGGGAGUAUCACGUUCAGUUCUUCGGCAGCGUCGCCGAGAGAGCGUGGAUCCACGAGAAAAGGAUCGUGGUGUACCAGGGCAAACAGCAGUUCGACGAGCUUCAGGCGGAGACUCUGCGCAAAGCAACAAACCCAGUCGAGAGGCAAAAACUUUUGAAGCCCAUUCCUCAAAGGGAGCGAUCCCAAUGGGAGGUGGGUGUGGGCCACGCUGAGGACGCGUUCCUCAUGACACGUCAGGAGCGGAUCGACAACUACACCUUCAUCUACGUUGACCCAGACCCAAAUGAAGCCCAGCAGAGCAAGAAGCCCAGCAUCAGACCGGAGAAACGGAAUCGGCGCUCUAGCGGCUCGGUUACUAAAAAGGAGGACAGAUGUGUGAAGUCGCCGGACAGAGAGCAGCAGCAGCCGCAGCAGCAGCCGCAGCCGCCGAGGAGGCAGCAGCCGCGGAGACGCUGCAGUGUCACCAAUACAGAGGACAGCUCCCAGGCCUCCACUGAAGAGAGGAGCCAGAAGGCAGACCAACGCAAGGCGAGCUCACCGAGACUCAACGCUGGUUGCGAAACACAAUUACAGCAGGACUCGUCUCCUCCAGUCAGAGCUUGGAAAACGGCAGCUGCCAGAAAGCUGCUGCCUCUCUCCAUCACCAUGAAGAGGCUGAACGUGGAAAUCACAAAGUGCGACUGGCCUCUCCUGCAGAAGAAAACCUCUCUGUCGCCCAAGAGGGCCAACGCAGAAGAAAAGGAGGAGAGAGGGGAGAGGGAGGCCAGGCAGCCCGACUUGGGUUACUGUUCACCUGAGCAGGACAGCAGAGCUAAACCCGAGCCCAGUCCGGAGGAAGAGGAGGACGCAGAUGAAGGGGAGGAAGAAGGGGAUGAAAGGAGAGGCUCUCCUGCCAGCCAGAGAAGUGAGGAGGGAGGAAACCAGCAACCCUCAUCUCCUGGAUCUCAGGACAGCAGUCCACAAGGUUCUCAGGAGAGGAAGCUGCAGCGCCGGUCAAUCAGAAGCAAAUCAGAGUCGGAGAGAGGCACCGAUCCAGUUCCCAAGAAGAAAACCAAAAAGGAACAGGCUGAGAUGGCUCCAGAGACGACGUUAAAGACGGGCUCCCAGAAAGGAGCCAGUGAGAUCUCAGACGCCUGCAAGCCUCUGAAGAAGAGGAGCAGAGCCUCAACUGAUGUUGAGAUGGCUUCGUCUCAGUACAGAGACACCUCGGAUUCCGACUCCAGAGGCCUCAGUGACCCCCAGGGCUUAUUUGGAAAGAGUCUCGACAGUCCAGCGGCGGCGGACGCAGAUGCUUCAGAUACUCAGUCCGUGGACUCGGGUUUGUCCCGUCAGGACAGCAGCAAUGAGAAAAGAGACACCGUUUGCCAGAUCUGCGAGGCGUAUGGAGAAGGUCUGAUGGUGUGUGAGGGCGACUGCAGCAGACAGUUUCACCCGGAAUGUCUCGGCUUGUCUGCGCCCCCUGACGGCAGAUUCACCUGCUUGGAAUGUAAAAAUAGCAACCAUCCGUGUUUCAGCUGUAAAACGACAGGUCAGGAGGUGAGCCGCUGCUCCGCUCCGGGAUGCAGCUGUUACUACCAUGAGGAUUGUGUGUGGAAACAUCCGGGCACCACCAGCAGUCCUGGAGGAGGCUUCUGCUGCCCUCAGCACAGCUGCUCAACCUGCUGCCUGGAGAGAGACCUGCAGAGAGCCAGUAAAGGUCGUCUGAUUCACUGCAUCCGCUGUCCGACGGCUUAUCACACCAGCGACGUCUGUAUGGCGGCGGGCAGCGUCAUCCUCACCCAUCACAUCAUGAUCUGCAGCAACCACGGCAGCACCAAGAAGAACGGCCUCCUCUCCUCCCCCGUCAAUGUAGGAUGGUGCUUUUUGUGCGCGAGAGGGCUGUUAGUGCAAGACCUUACUGACACCAUAUUAAGUUCAUAUGCCUAUAAGUCCCACUACCUUCUGACUGAGUCAAAUCGUGCUGAGUUGAAAUUACCUAUGAUUCCCUCUCCUUCGUCAGCUACCAAAAAGAAUGUUGGGAAAGGAGGCAAGUUGCUGUGCUGCGACUCAUGCCCAGCUUCCUUCCACCCGGAGUGUCUGGAGAUGGACAUGCCAGAGGGUGCAUGGUCCUGCAGCGAUUGCAGGGCAGGGAAGAAGCCACACUACAAACAGAUUGUCUGGGUGAAGCUGGGAAACUACAGGUGGUGGCCUGCAGAGAUCUGCAACCCUCGCUUGGUGCCGUCAAACAUUCAGAGUCUUCGUCACGAUAUCGGCGACUUCCCCGUCUUCUUCUUUGGCUCCCACGAUUACUACUGGAUCAACCAGGGCAGGGUCUUCCCUUACGUGGAGAACGACAAGAACUUUGUCACGGGCCAGAUCAACAUCAACAAAACGUUCAAGAACGCUCUUGAAGAAGCAGCACGGCGAUUUCAGGAGCUCAAGGCACAGAGGGAGAGCAGGGAGGCCCUAGAACAGGAGCGCAAUUCUCGCAAACCUCCACCAUACAAAGUUAUCAAGUCCAACAAACCUGUGGGGAAAGUUCAGAUGCACGUAGCUGACCUGUCGGAAAUCCCACGGUGUAACUGCAAACCCGUAGAUGAGCAUCCGUGCAGCAUCGACUCCCAGUGUCUGAACCGCAUGCUGCAGUACGAGUGUCAUCCACAGGUGUGUCCUGCAGGAGACAACUGUGAGAACCAAAACUUCACCAAGCGCUUGUACGCAGAAACCGAGGUGGUGAAGACGGAGGGCCGGGGCUGGGGGCUCCAGACAAACCAGGCGCUCAGGAAGGGGGAUUUUGUGGCCGAGUAUGUCGGAGAGGUGAUCGACUCGGAGGAGUGCCAGCAGCGAAUCAAACGAGCGCAUGAAAACCAUGUGACCAACUUCUACAUGCUCACCCUCACCAAGGAUCGGGUAAUAGAUGCUGGUCCAAAAGGAAACUCGGCCCGUUUCAUCAACCACAGCUGCAACCCAAACUGUGAAACUCAGAAGUGGACCGUAAACGGCGACGUCCGCAUCGGAAUCUUUGCCCUCUGUGACAUAGAGGCUGGCACAGAGUUGACGUUCAACUACAACUUGCACUGUGUGGGGAACCGGAGAACGUCCUGUCACUGUGGGUCAGAGAACUGCUCCGGCUUCCUCGGGGUCCAGCCGACGAGCGCUCUGGUGAUGGAAAAGGAAGAGAAGGCCAGGAACGCCAAGCUGAAGCCGAAGAAACGGAAGCUGCGGCUGGAGGGCAAACACACGCACGAGUACUUCUGUUUCUGCUGUGGAGACGGAGGAGAGCUGGUGAUGUGCGACAGGAAGGACUGUCCCAAAGCAUAUCACCUCCUGUGUCUCAACCUCACCAAGCCUCCAUACGGACGCUGGGAAUGCCCGUGGCACGACUGCAGCGUUUGCGGCUCCCCGGCCUCGUCUCACUGUGACUUCUGUCCCCGCUCUUUCUGCACGGAUCACGAGGCGGGGGCACUCACCCCCUCCUCUCUGGACGAGCGCCCCUGCUGCUCCAGCCACAACCCGCUCAGUCCGCUCGGCUCCUCCGGUUCCAGCCAGCGGCACAGCUCCACUCUGAGCCCGGUCAGGGUCAAAGAGGAGCCGGAGGGGGAGCAGGCGGCCGCAGAGUGAUGUCUCAACUCCCACAAUACCUCAUUCCCAACAAAGUAUGCCCUGAUCUCCAGCUGCGCACUCCACAAGGGAAUUCCAGUGCUUUUUUCUGACUAAUGCCGUGGCCGCCGCUCAGAGCCGCCGUGCUGUUUUGCGGCUGGAGCUGAGCGAUGGGAGUGAUGAGAGGGGCAGAGACCACAGAGAAGCGUGCGCUGUUUCCUCUCCUCCUUUGCCAUAAAACACUCUGCAGCUCAACUGUGCCCAUCGGGGGGGGGCAGAACAUCACCUCAUUGUGUUUUCUUACUAUUGUUAUUAUUUCGCAGCUGUGGAAUUCUUAAGUGUUGUCUCGUCGUGACCCUCCUCAGUGAACGAGGAGGAGGAGGAGGAGGGCCGCUCCUCUUCUCGUUGAAAGCGCUGCGGUCGGCUCCUCCAAGUCGGGACGGCUUUAACAUCGAGACGAGCCGGCGUUUCUUCACCCGUCAUCCAGCGAAGGAGCAGCUGGGUGAAUACAGCCCGUUUUUGUGCAAUUUGUUUUCUUUUUCAGGACCACACUACAUUCCAACCAUGGUUUUAUUAUACUUAUGGAUAUAGAUGAAUAUAAUUAUAUACAGUAUCUAUGUUUGUUAAUGUUUACAGACAGAUUCUCUCACUUCAUCUCGGUGAGUGGUGUAUUAUGUUUGUUUAGGUGUUGAACAUUAAGCAAACCUUGUGAAAAUAGUCUUAUUAAGGUGAAAUAUAAUGGUAUAUAGUGUCAUGGUAUGACAUUACAGAAGUACUUGUGAUUUCAUAUUACCAGUCUCACUUGCCAUUGUGUACAUAAUUGGCUCACAAUAUUGUAAAGUACUUAAAGGUCAUGGGGGCAAAGCCUUGUGUCUCUUGUUGCUCCCAGAAGAAUGAAAAAGCUUUUCUAAACCAACAGGUAUCUGUCAUUUUCUUUUCUUUUUUAGAGUUUCCGCUGUCACGCGUCCUCCAGGUAGUCCUUUGUAAAGUUCGACUGAGGGGGCCCAGCUUUUGUGAUCCCCGGUGCUGUCUUAAAACUGUUGUCCUACAAGCCUUAAGUUCAGUUUUUCAGCUCAUCCGGCCCAGAUACAGUGCAGUUACUUUUUUUUUUUUUGCCAAACUUCUCUGAUAAGCACUUUCACACUGCUACACCUCAUAGCUCGGGUAGAAAUCAUAAAAAACAAGUGUUUCAAAAAGUAAAAAAAAAUUCUUCUUAUGUAAUAACAUAGGAAAUCAUGCUGUUAGUUUUUUAUUUUUUAUUCAGAAAUGUUUGGAGUGCUGGGCCUUUUUCUGUUAGCUUUGUUUUGAUGGGCAUUUUUUUAUUUAUUGUUUUGGACCCCCUUUCCUUUAAAAAAAAAAAAAAAAAGCCCUGGUGUCCUGCAGGGGUACUUUUCUGUUCUCACCUGGAGGAUGAAAUCCUCAUUGCUGGGCUUCAGAGAAACAUUAAUGGUGUAACGGUAGUCCAGUAUAAAGUUCAAGCACCAACUCCUGUACAGUGUUUUUAAUCACUCAUCUAUUCAAUCAACAUUUUUUGUAUUUAGUGAACCACAUUUGAUACAAAUUUAAUUUUUUCAAACACCAGUGAAGUGAUUAGUCUCUUUUCUCACUGUGUAAAAUGAAAAAGGCAAAAAUGGAGAGAAAAAUAACUUUUUUCUUUUUUUCUUUUCUUUUUUACUUGUCAUAUCCAAUCAUUUGCACACAUUUAAGUGUAAUGAUUCCACAUCUGGAAACAGCAGCUGCUCUUUUGUUUCAGAGCAGAUUUGACCAGAACACGAGUGAUGAUCACCAGAGGAAGCUUUGUUUUUUUGUUUUCAUCCAAAACCUUUUUUUUGUUGUUGUUUCCUUCUUGUUUCAUAUAAAGUUGUGUCAAAAGUUGAUCCGCAGGGGGAAACGAUGCCAGUGUUGCCAAAUCCUUGUCUGUUCGUUAAAGGUGUGGUUGAAUCCCGAGAACAUUUCCUCUUUUAAGAUAAAUAUCUGUACUUUGGAAUCUGAAGGUGCAAUUAGUUCUGUUUCGUGUAACAUUUUUUUGAAUACCUGAUGUAUUAUCUGUCAUAGGCACACAAAUUCUGAAGCAUCCCAAAUAGGAAUAAAACCUCAAAUCAUUUAAGAUUAACAGGGGGUUUACUUAAAACUUGAUGCGUUUCCUGCCUUAAUUUGUAAAAAUGUGAUUCUUUAAGAAAUUAGUUAUGAGGUUGACAGCUUAAUAAAAAAAAAUAAAAAAACACAGGGAGACUCCCUAAUCCUUUAUCUGUUCUUUUUCAAGAACUUAAUUUGUUUUAGUUUUCAAAUCCUGUUUAAACAAUAGAAAAUGUUCCUGUGAAAUUUAAAUUUUCUCAAUAGUUGUUGCAUAUUCUACCUAACGGUGAAUUUUGGUUUCUGUUUAAAUUGAAACGGUUUUAAAAGCCUUUUUGUGUGAGGCUUUGAAUAAAACUACAAAAACGACAAUUAUAAAUUUGUGUCCGAUUGUUAAACACUGAGUAGGAAGGAUAAAUGCAGCAGAAAUGUUCAUUUUGAUUUGUCUGCUUACAAAAUUUCCUCUUUUUUUCUUUAAUCUUUGAUACUUGUGGAUGCUUUUACAUGCACACCAUCACUGCUUCCACUUUUUUUUUUUUUUUUUUUACAAUUUCAACCUUUAUUUUCCAAGCCUGUGCAACACAACUUGAAUUUGUGACUUUAUUUUUGAUAUAGAAUUAGUUGGACUGUGUUUCAUUUUAUGCACCCUUGACUGUGCUUCAGAAAAAAAAGUUUGCUGCUGAUUUGUUGAGUUAUUCCUGUUCGCAAGCCUUUUUUAAGUGAAUGUUUUUUAGCUUAAGUGCAUGCUUCCAUCAUGAAAAGAUGUAUUUUUGUUUCUUUUUCCCCCUUUCAUAUUGCACAGAGAUUCUGCAAAACCAAACAGUCCUUAUUUGUCUGGGCACCUGCAGAGAGCACAAUCACCAUCCUUUCUUUGUGCCAGUUUGCCGAGCUCACACAGCAGCAGUAUUACAAAUUAAGAUGUCCAUGCUUUCACCUUCAUGAUGUGAUGGUGGUUCUUUUUUUUUUUAUUUAAAGACAGCAUGUUUAUUCUCAUUUGUGUCUCUUGAAUUUGGCUGAGGAGGAUUUUUCACUUCAAUUUAGGCGAGGCCACCCAGUUUGUGUCGUCAAAGGGCAUAUUUCAGUUCACUGUGACGUUUGGUUUUCUUGUGCAGUGUCGAUGACUGUCGAUAAGUUUUUACUUGACAUGCUGUCAAAUAUUGUUGAAUACAAAAAUAAAUUCACAUGCAUAAGCACUCAUCUCUUCACUUGUAGUAAAUUGCUUUCAGUAACCAACUGGACUCAUGAAUAUCUCUCUCUCCGUGUUGCUUCGAUGAAACCGUGGAUGAACACAAAAGACCAUGUUACUUACUGUUCAACCUGUGUUACUGUAUACUACAUAUUGUUGAGGAACUUGUAAAUAGUUUGCAUUGAAAUUGCAUAGACUCAUGUUACCGUUGCGUGCUCUUUUUGCCUGUACAAUUCUGCUUCUAAAUGUGUUUGACUGUUGAGACGACACUCCUUUUGUACAUGACUGUCUUUUUAUUUGAGAAUAUUGAUUCUGUCCUUUUUCAUUCUAAAGUUGGGUUUGAAGAGUUCAGACAUGCCUGAAGUUUGACUUUAAUAAAGCUGUACUCUGUCUCAGUGAAGUGCUACUCCCUGAUGAUUCAGUUUGGUCCAAAUUAAACAUGAAUCUGCUCAGA